Molecule: messenger RNA, 459 nt
Organism: Phaeodactylum tricornutum CCAP 1055/1
Lineage: Eukaryota; Bacillariophyta; Bacillariophyceae; Surirellales; Neidiaceae
Exons: 1
Source: RefSeq, a predicted model, not a curated record
CAGUGGGUUGAGAAAUUUGACGAGCUUUGUGACUACCGUGAUUUGAUGGGUCACUGUCUUGUGCCCCACACGUACUCAGAGAACCUUCCGCUAGCUCGUUGGGUCAAACGACAAAGAUAUCAGUACAAGCUCAUGAAGGAGGGGAAGCCUUCGACAAUGACUGAAGAACGUGUUGUUGCCCUAUCAAACAUUGGGUUUGUCUGGGACUCACAGGGUGCCGCGUGGGGUGAGCGCCUCGGUGAACUAAAAGAUUUUCGCAAAGCUUUCAUGCAUUGCAAUGUCCCAAGUAACUAUAGCGAGAAUCCUCAACUCGCUACAUGGGUCAAAUGCCAACGUAGGCAAUACAAACUGCAUGUGGAGGGGAAGUCUUCCAAUAUGACUUCAGACCGUGUUCGGGAGCUUGAAAGUCUGGGUUUUGAGUGGGAGUUACGAACAUACAAGAAAUCUCGUGUUUGCUAG